Messenger RNA from Adineta steineri, 420 nucleotides. The record is from the annotation of a GenBank genome assembly. Lineage: Eukaryota; Metazoa; Rotifera; Eurotatoria; Adinetida; Adinetidae.
AUGGGUAAUUCAACUAUGAAUAGUAGCACUGCCACCACCACCACAACAGUCUCAUACAACACAACAUCCAUGGCUAACUCAACUAUGAAUAGCACUAGUACUACAAAUGCUACGACUACAUCAAGCACAGCUUCGAUGAGUAACUCAAGUAUGAAUGCCACUACCACCACCACUACAACAACACUCCCAUACAACACAACAUUCAUGGGUAAUUCGACUAUGAAUAGUAAUAGUACCACAACUACUACUACUACAUCAAGCACUGCUCCGAUGGGUAACUCAACGAUGAAUGCCACUACUAGCAUCACUUCAACAGCAAGUACAGUUCUGACCGGUAACGCUACUAUGAAUGCUACUACUACCACCACCACAGCGACUAACAGAACGACCUCGACUACUAGUUCCAGUACUACCACAUAA